AUGUCGGCGUGUCUCGGAUGGGCGCUGCAUCGACGAGGAGGCCACGCCUGGUGGUUGGAGUCGCCACGCCCCUACUUCGCCUCCACCACGCCCACCAACCUCACCGUCGUGUCGGGACAGACGGCUUACCUGCCUUGUCGGGUGCACAUGCUCGGGGAGAAGUCGGUGACGUGGAUGAGAGGGAGGGACCUGCACAUCCUGACCGUGGGCGAACUCACCUAUUCUGCCGACGAGCGGUUCCAGGUCCUCCACACGCCCGAGACGGAGGGACUGGACGCUGCAGGUGAGUGCCACGCGACCCUGGGACUCCGGGACCUACAAGUGCCAAGUCAACUCACAUCCCAAGAUCUUCAAAGACGUCAAUCUCAGCGUCAUGGACGUCGGCUGGACAACAGGCUGUACAGACUGCCUGCAGCUGAUCCUGAACACGGGGAAUACGCCACUCGCAUCGUAGGGGAGUCGUCUCGCUACCUCCAAGCGGGGUCGUCACUAGCGCUAGAAUGCGUCGUCACCCACACCCACGACCCCCCGCCUGCCCUCCUCUGGUUCCGUCAGCAGCGCCUUCUGGACUACGACUCUCCCAGGGGCGGGAUCGCUAUUAUGCUGGAAAAGACGCGGGAAAGGACGACAUCGCGGCUCAUGAUGUCCGCUGUACAGGUGUCCGAUUCUGGAAAUUACACCUGUGUGCCGAUUCGAGCGCCCCCGGCAUCUGUGUCCGUGCACGUGACCACAGGUGAGAGGAGGCAGGAUAAUGUGUGGCCGCGGUGUUCGGCCAGCUGGUGCCUGGCCCAGAAGGUCAAUCCUGCGUGUGAUCCUGGGUCAGGGUCCGCUACCAUAUUACAGGCCCAGGGUCAGUGUUCACUUGUUCAGGGGAGUGAACGAAAAACCGUUGUCGCUUCACGUGAUGGCUUCAGCUCUCUUCACGAGGCUGGACUUCAAGUCAGGCUCUUCAUUAUGGACCAAAUUACAGCCUUAUAG
Molecule: messenger RNA, 978 nt
Organism: Penaeus vannamei (Pacific white shrimp)
Lineage: Eukaryota; Metazoa; Arthropoda; Malacostraca; Decapoda; Penaeidae
Source: RefSeq, a predicted model, not a curated record